Molecule: messenger RNA, 1972 nt
Organism: Exophiala xenobiotica
Lineage: Eukaryota; Fungi; Ascomycota; Eurotiomycetes; Chaetothyriales; Herpotrichiellaceae
Exons: 1
Coding region: 303-1871 (522 amino acids)
Biological process (GO): fluoride transmembrane transport
Cellular component (GO): membrane
Molecular function (GO): fluoride transmembrane transporter activity
Source: RefSeq, a predicted model, not a curated record
CAGGUACAGUGGCCGAUGCCGCAGACAGUGUAUGACUUGACACCCAGCGGCUGGUUAACAGCAGGGACAAUAUUAAAUGUGUAUAUGCUAUCCACCUCCUUAAAAGGUCGAUGCGGGCUCGCGUCUGCUUGUUCGGUACAUCCAUCCAUCAUAUGACAGCUUCCACUUCCAAACAACUUCCUCACACCUUUAUCACAAGUCAAAUACUCUAGUCAGCCCUUGCGUAGAGUCUAGAUGGCCUGCAACAGACGUCCUCCGACUUCUUCUCCUGGAUAGCAUCUGUCACCGCGAUUUAAAACGCGAUGGGAGGCAGCAAAACAAAUCAUCUACCCGAGCAUCGGACGCCGGAGCACCAUCCAGAAACCACCAACAUUCCUUCAUACUACCAGGAUGUGACCCAGAUGGAUCGCGAUGCGGAAAUGGAGGGUGAAAGCGAGGACGUCGGCGACUCAGAGUUGACCGAGACCAUCCUUCCACCGCCCGCUCGCAGGGAAGACAUCCGCUAUCCCUCAUGGGAAGACACAAUCCACCGGCCCAGCAGGCAUGAGCUACAUGAAGGGGAUGGAGAAAAUAUGGAGUUGACUGAGAUGAAUGUACCACCUCCCGCACGGCCGCAAGGACGCCGGGACUCGCUUGAGGCUGCCAUGCAGAGGGUUAGCUCGUCGAGAAGUCGGAGGAAGAGUCGCGAGGCAGCUCUUGGAGAAAUUGCUGUGCCCGAGCCGGCAGAGAAGCCGUCCGACGAAGAGACCGCAGUCGAAUCGCCCUCCCAGCGCAAGAGUUUGGAAGACCAAGAGAAAGUCGCGGCAGAAAGGGAACACAUGCCCUCGCCUUUCUUCCUGGAGUUGGUCACCGUGUCGGCUCUGAUAUUCUUCUCGCUACUAGGCACACUGGCACGAUUGGGCGUUGACGCCGUCACAUUGUAUCCGAACACACCAGUCUCGUCUAGGAUCCUCUGGGCCAAUUUGGGAGGCUCCUUUUUCAUGGGGUUUCUGGCCGAGGACCGACGUCUUUUCCGGCAAGAAUGGGGAUCACCGAAUCCGAAAGCACCAGCGUCAACCCAUGGCAAGGUCAAGAAAACUAUUCCGCUCUACAUUGGUCUCGCUACGGGGUUUUGUGGAAGCUUUACGUCCUUUUCCUCAUUCAUUCGCGAUUGUUUUCUCGCAUUGACAAAUGACCUGCAAGGACCUUCGCCAACAUCACCUUACCAUGUUGAAAACAACGUACCUUCGAGAAAUGGUGGUUUCUCCUUUCUUGCCCUGAUGGCAAUACUGAUUCUCCAUCCCGCCGUAUCGCUGGCUGGUCUCAAUGCAGGGGCCCAGCUGGCACUGCUUCUACAACCUGUGACGCCUACAAUUCCGAUCAGGAUCACACGUUCUUUCUUCGAUCCGUUGAUGGUCCUGCUGGGCUUUGGCUGCUGGCUCGGCGCAGUAUUUUUGGCUAUCUGGCCCGCCGGCAACGAUGAGCACUGGCGAUUUCGCGCGGUCUUUCCGUUGGUAUUCGCACCUCCAGGUUGCCUUCUCCGGUUUUACGCGUCAAAGCACUUGAAUGCUAUUGUUCCCUCAUUUCCUCUAGGUACGUUUGUGGUCAACAUGUUCGGAACAGCAAUUUUGGGCAUGGCCUUCGAUUUACAGCAUGCGAGCGGCGUCGGGGCAUCUAGUCCCACUGCUUGUGCUGUCCUGCAGGGUAUCAUGGAAGGCUUUUGCGGAUGUCUAACGACCGUGAGUACCUGGGCGGCUGAGAUAAAUGGACUGCGCAGAAGACAUGGAUGGAUCUAUGGCUUGACGAGCGCGUGGAUAGGUGUGGGGUUGAUGGUAAUGAUAAUGGGCAGUAUGGGGUGGACUGUUGGAUUUAAGACGCCGGUCUGUAGUUGAUAUUGAUCAUGUGUAGUGUUUGUACUCGUAAUACUCCGCACUCGAAGCCGAUAUAAACACCUUGCAGCAUCAAGUAACUUAUGUACUAUGGUAGUCCCUCG